AUGUGGUGGCCAAAGCUCUCGUUGUUCGCGCCUCCGCUCCGCGUCGCCGUCGUUGGAGCGGGCGCCAUCGGCGGAGAGUUCGCGCUCCGUCACUUUGGCCGGCUCACCGGCACUAGCGUGGUUGGCGUUGUCGACUGCAAUGAGGCGGCGGCGAGGAGCCUGGCAUCGAGCGUGGGCUGUCCCUCCUUCACUUCGCUGCGCGAGGCGCUCGAGGCGUGCGAUCCCGAGCUGAUCUACAUCGGCACGCCGCCAUCGACGCACCGUGAACUAGUGGAGGCGUCCCUCGCCGCCGACUGCCACCUCGCCCUCGAGGAGCGCGCCGUCGGCCGCCUGAGCGGCGGCUCGCUGGAGCUGCACUUUGCCGCGUGGCCGCGGCCGUGGCAGAGGGUGCCGUGGUGCGCGGGCCGGGCGGAGGGCGGCCCGCUGCGCGAGGUGGGCACACACUUUCUCUUCGGGCUGCAAGAGAUCUUCGGCGCGCGCUGCGUGCGGCGGGUGCGGGCCACGGUGACGUACCCGGCGGACCGGCGGCUCUGCGAGAGCGGCGCAGAGGGCGAGCUCGAGCUCGAUGGACUUGUGCUGGCGCUGCGGGUGACCACGGACGGGUCGGCGACGGAGGAGAGCGGCGGGGACGACCGGUACGAGCUCCGGCUCGACGGCGAGGGCGGGAGGUCCCUGCUGCUCGAGGACUUCACCUCGCUUCGGCUCGAGCAGCCGCUUCCGCGCGGUUCGCGGACGAUGGUGGAGCGCGCGCCGUACGGAAGGCGCGAGAGCGUCGAGAGCGUGGCGGGUGCCGUGAGGAAGAUGCGCGGCGAGCGGGAUGGCGGCUCCGGCCUCCCCGCACCGCGAAUCACCGCGCGAGAGGCGAGGGAGGCGCAGGCGGUGCUGGAUGCCAUCCUCGCCUCGGACGGAGAGUGGGUCGUGCCAGAGUAUUUGUGA
This is a messenger RNA of Emiliania huxleyi CCMP1516, 936 nucleotides long. RefSeq lists its product as hypothetical. The transcript has 2 exons. The record is from RefSeq and is a predicted model, not a curated record. The coding region runs from base 1 to 936 and encodes 311 amino acids. Gene Ontology annotation, molecular function: nucleotide binding. Lineage: Eukaryota; Haptophyta; Isochrysidales; Noelaerhabdaceae.